Molecule: messenger RNA, 999 nt
Organism: Manis pentadactyla (Chinese pangolin)
Lineage: Eukaryota; Metazoa; Chordata; Mammalia; Pholidota; Manidae
Product: olfactory receptor 4K15-like
Exons: 1
Coding region: 10-999 (329 amino acids)
Biological process (GO): G protein-coupled receptor signaling pathway
Cellular component (GO): membrane
Molecular function (GO): olfactory receptor activity; G protein-coupled receptor activity
Source: RefSeq, a predicted model, not a curated record
CCUGAGACCAUGGACGAAGGAAAUUAUUCCAGGGUGGCUGAGUUUGUACUGCUGGGACUCUCCAGUUCUUGGGAGCUCCAGCAUUUCUUCUUCGUGUUGUUUAACUUCUUGUACAUCACCAUUGUUCUGGGAAAUCUCCUCAUUGUUCUCACCGUGAUUUCUGAACCUGCCUUGCACACACCCAUGUACAUCAUGCUUAGUAACCUUUCUGUUCUUGAUGUGUUUCUAGCUACUUAUGCAACCCCCAAGAUGAUCCAUGAUUUCCCUUAUGAACCCAAGACCAUCUACUUUGAGGGCUGCAUGGCCCAGAUAUUCUUGCUUCAUGUCUUUGCCGGUGGUGAGAUGGUGCGUCUUGUAGCCAUGGCAUAUGACAGGUAUGUAGCCAUAUGCAAACCCCUUCAUUAUGGAACCAUCAUGAACUUGUGCAAGUGCACAGGCUUGGUGGUAGGCUCUUGGGUUGUUGGGGUCGUGCACUCCCUGAGCCAGAUAGCUUUCACUGCAAACCUGCCCUUCUGUGGCCCAAACAUAGUGGACAGUUAUUAUUGUGAUCUUACCCUAGUCAUCAAACUUGCCUGCACAGAUACCUAUGCCCCUGAAGUGUUGAUGCUUUUGGAUAGUGGUCUCAUGGGGGUGACUUCAUUCUUGCUCCUUCUGAUCUCCUACAUGGUCAUCCUGCUCACUGUGUGGCGUCGUUCCUCAGCGGGCAUGGCCAAGGCCCGCAGCACUCUGACUGCCCACAUCACUGUGGUGACCCUUUUUUUUGGACCCUGUAUCUUUAUCUAUGCCUGGCCUUUCAGCAACUUCCCAGUGGACAAAAUUCUUUCUGUGUUCUCUACAGUUUUCACACAAAUAUUGAACCCCAUUAUCUACACACUGAGAAACAAAGGGGUGAAAUCAGCAAUGUAUAAACUGAAGAAAUGGUAUGUGAGUUGCAGGCUGCUACCCCAGUCCAUGAAGAAACAUGGACUUGCCUUUUCCUUGCAGCCACCAUGGUUUUAA